UAGGAAGAUGGCGGCGGCCCCGCUGUACUGUGUCUGCCGGCAGCCCUACGAUGUGAGCCGGUUUAUGAUCGAGUGCGACAUCUGUAAAGACUGGUUUCACGGCAGCUGUGUACAGGUAGAAGAGCACCAUGCUGUGGAUAUUGAUGUUUACCACUGUCCCAACUGUGAUGUCGUACACGGACCCUCCCUGAUGAAAAAGCGCAACAACUGGCACAGGCAUGACUACACAGAGCCAGACGAUGGAUCGAAGCCGGUGCAGGCUGGCACCUCAGUGUUUAUCAAGGAGCUCCAAAACAGGACAUUCCCCAGUGCCGAGGAGAUUCUGAUACGGAUGAAGGGCGAGCUGGUGACUACCAGGUACUUGGAGAGGCAAGGCUUCAACUACCCCAUAGCGAUCACCGAAAUGGAGGGUCUGGGUCUGAAACUACCCCCCUCUACUUUUUCUGUCAAAGAUGUGGAGCAGUAUGUGGGUGGUAACAAAGUCAUCGAUGUGAUAGAUGUGGCACGGCAGGCGGACAGCAAGAUGAAGCUCAGCGAGUUUAUCAAGUAUUUCACCAAUCCCCAUCGACCCAAAGUCCUCAACCUCAUCAGCCUGGAGUUCUCUGACACGAAGAUGGCAAAGCUGGUGGAGGUUCCUGACGUGGCUCAGAAGUUGUCCUGGGUUGAGAACUAUUGGCCAGACGACUCCUUCUUCCCUAAACCCUUUGUCCAGAAGUACUGCCUUAUGGGGGUCAAAGACAGCUACACAGAUUUCCACAUAGACUUUGGAGGCACCUCUGUCUGGUAUCAUGUUCUCUGGGGUGAGAAAGUCUUCUACUUGAUCAAGCCCACCCUCACCAAUCUUGCACUAUAUGAGGCAUGGAGCUCCUCGCCCAAUCAGAGCGAAGUGUUCUUUGGGGACAAAGUGGAUAAGUGUUACAAGUGUAUUGUACCCCAAGGAACCACGCUGCUCAUCCCUACAGGCUGGAUCCACGCUGUUCUCACCUCUCAGGAUUGCAUGGCAUUUGGAGGGAACUUCCUUCACAACCUCAAUAUUGGCAUGCAGCUCAGGUGUUAUGAGAUGGAGCGUCGUCUGAAAACCCCAGACCUCUUUAAGUUUCCCUAUUUUGAGGCCAUCUGUUGGUAUGUGGCAAAGAACCUCCUGGAAAUGCUAAAAGAGCUUCGAGAGGACAACUGUCCUCCACCAACCUACCUAGUGGAUGGAGUCAAGGCUUUAAUCAGUGCACUGAAGACUUGGUUGAAAAGAGAGGUGAACGAACCCGCCAGCGAGGUACCAGACAAUAUCAGGCCGAACCAUCUCAUUAAAGAACUGACCAAGGAAAUCCGCUACCUAGAGGAGGAACCAGUGGGUGGUAGCAAGCUAGUGAAAUCUCAGGGAAGUGGAGUACCUUUGGGAUCAAACGGCUGCCUGUCCACUCGAGCCACGCUGGAGAGGCUGUGCCAGGCACGGCGAGCUCGAAGGGCCGCCAGGCAACUGAGGGAGCAGCAGCGCCAUGCGCCCAAGCUACCCACUAACUUGGACAUCUUAGAGCAGCACACCAGGGAUGUGCUGAAGAGGCUGGAGGUCGGGCCACUGGAAGAGGAUCCUGCGUUUGGUGCCAAGGUUCACGCAAAGUUCAACAAAGUGUCAACUGCAUCUGCAGCUGCUGCUGCAGAGUCUUUGGAGGACAACCACAUACGGCUGAUGCUGGUCAACGGAAGAAUCAUCAGAGAUUUGAGACGACCGGGAAGCAGCAGCCCUGUAAAGUCCGAAGGUGAGGGACUGUCUGUUGGCCCACCCAAGGGUUGCAUGGACGUGAAGUUUGAGAGGACGUAUGACAGUCAGGAACAGCACAGCACAGCUGAGAAAUCCGCACUCCUCAGAGGUCUGGAGAGGAUGAAGACUGAACUCAGGGAAGAAGUCUCAGGACACUCCAGUGUGUCAGAUGUCGAAUCAGACAGCGACUUUCCCAUAGAGCAUAAAGAGUCAUCAUCGUCGUCAUCGUCUUCUGACGAGGACUCGGAGAGCUCCCAGGAUGAAGAGGACGAGGACGAGCAGCAGACAGGCUCAGGGCACAUAAAGCUGGACCAGUCUGGCGAGAAACUCAGGCACAAACACAAACCACUCAAACGAGAACGUCCUACCUCACCCAGCACAGCAGAGGCCAUUCAGGGGAUGCUGUCUAUGGCUGGUCUGCUGUGCUCCUCCAAAUCGGAGACGGCAGACUCGCUCCAGGAGUCCUGGUGGCCCAGCCCGCUGGAACAGGCGCAGCACCAACGCCGACUGCAGGGGGACAAGAGCCCGAUAGACAGCCAGGGCAACAGCAGCAGCGAAGCCUGGGACAAUCAGGGGCUCCCCAGCCCAGAGAUGGAUUACCAAUACUGUGACCCCUCAAUGUCUCCACCUCUGCACCCCUCCAAGAGGCACGCCCCGAACCCUCCACCAAUCAGCAAUCAGGCCACAAAAGGCAAACGGCCCAAAAAAGGCAUGGCCACAGCCAAGCAGAGACUGGGGAAGAUCCUGAAGCUCAGCAGACACAACCGCGUCUUCGUGUAACCCUCCCAGACAUUGAAAGAAGGGCGAGGAGUCAGGAGCAGGGGGAGAGAAGAAGAUAGUUUUGUGUAUUUUUUACCAGACAGUUAAAAUAUGUCGGGGGAGGGGGAUGGAUGAAACAAAAAAGAAAUGAAAUCACAUGGACACACUGCCUGGAGAUGAAACAAAUCUUUGAUACGUAAAACACGCUCACUGUGCAUGCUUAGGAGACAGGGUAUCAGAUUGGAAACGAGCAAGCGCACGACUUCACUACAAGCACACUAAAGACAAAAACAUGAAAGGAGCAUGUUGCUGCAGGGAACGGUGGACUUGAAGCUCCUGUGGGCAUUUUGGACGGACAAAAAGGAGACGUUGGUGGGGGCGGGAGGAGAGGGUGAGGCGGCAAGACGUCCACUGCUUCUGAUGCCAAGAUCACCUGCAUCACAUUUGCUAGUAUUUCCCCCCUCUGCUGAUCACCCCUCCACCUCUCCCCUGCCCUCAUUUUUAUUAUUAUUAUUAUAUAUAUAUAUAUAUAUAUUUUUUUUUUUAUUCGUGACAAACUGAACAGGACGAAGGGUCUGUUUACCUGGACGGGUGGAGGUGAAACGCGGUGCUAAAAGAGGAGGCGGUGAAACUGAAAUUUCAAAAUGGUGCUUAUUUGUUUGUACGUCUCUCCACUCUCUCAUGCUUGUGUCCCACCCUUCCUCUUUAUCUCAAUCACACCAGCAAUAAUGACUUUUUUUUUAAGGAGAGAGGUAAGGGCGAGAGGCAGCACUUUGGUGCAUUUCUUCUGCUCGCAGAAUUUUAACAGGUGUAAAACUGCACCUGCUCUCACACCUGCACUGUAGUGUUGGAGGUGGGGUGGAGUCACUCAAAAUGCUGCCUCUCUGUGAAUUGUUUUCCCAUAGGAAUUACAAGUCGUCACCUCUGAAACGACUCUGGCUUAAUUUAUUUCGCGUUUUAUGUGAUUUUUUUUUAUUGUUGUUUUUAUGGAUUCUGAAUUAUGUAUUUAUUAAUUGAACAGAGGUAAUGAUUUUAUUAUAUUUUCACCCUAAAAACCUCAGUGAGCCUGAGGGUGGUUCUUUUUUUCCCCCCCUUCGUAGGGAGUUUUUUUUUUUUUUAACCUUUUAAAAAUACGUUUUUGUAAAUGUGGAUGUUUUUAGAGUUCAUGUGAUCAUCUGUUGAGUACCUACCCAUCUUUUCCCUUCCCAGCUGAUUAGAGCCUGUGUCGAUCCUCGUCCUCUUUGUUCCUGUAGCGUGAGUUUUUUUUGUUUGUUUAUGGGCUAUGUGCGGAUAGUCUAGGUUAAGAAACUUCCAUAUCUACUCCUGAGCUUUCUCUACUUAGUGCCACACCGUUUAGCAAAAAAACAAAACAAAACAACAGGUAUUCUGAGCCACUGUGGUCGAUCCAAAGUAGAUGAUGUAUUAAAAGGUCAGCGAUUGAGGAACUGACAUGUGGAUGAUUGAGGUUUUUUUUUUUUUUCCUUCUUCUUUAAUGUGAGGUGUGUGUGCAGUUCUUCACUCUCAGGGAAUGAUGCCAUGGACAUAACCUUCGAUUAACCACCAGCCACACAUCAUGGAUGCAGACACUCAUGACUUCUUAUUUCAGUGUUUUUCAGUUUUUAUAGCUCAAAUAAAAGGAACAGGUCAGAUUUAACAGUCAUUGUAUCUUUAGGCUACUUUUAUCCAUUUGGUGUUACUCCUACUCGCUGCCUCCAAACACGUGUUCAGCUCAUUAAGUAGAAAAACACCCUCAUUUAAGUUGACUCUGCACCCAUGUAGCUUUAAGAGCGCCCUCUGAACAGUGUGAGCCUUCCUCAGGUGAGUGAUGAGAUCCAAAACACAGAAUUAACAUAAAAAACUGAGUGUUUCCUUUGUACCCCUCUUUUUUCUUUUACACUACACUUUAAUCUUUGAAGUCUUUGCAUGUUAACUCACAGAAUAAAAACACGAACUGGCCCGCAGGCAGGGUUUGUAAUAAGCUGUAGUAUUUGUCCCCCUCCUUCUGCUUGAAAUGCAGCUCUCAGCAUUUUUUUUUUUUAAAUAUGUGUUGGUUCUUGCAAUGUUUAUUUCCAGAUUUAAAUGGCUUAUGAUUUGAAAUAUACAAACACUGGCUAACUGUGACACUGUUAAUGCAUUUCAGAAAUUGCGUGUAAAUAAAUAAAAGUAAUGAAAUGA
Molecule: messenger RNA, 4690 nt
Organism: Pelmatolapia mariae (spotted tilapia)
Lineage: Eukaryota; Metazoa; Chordata; Actinopteri; Cichliformes; Cichlidae
Gene: kdm7aa
Product: lysine (K)-specific demethylase 7Aa
Exons: 18
Coding region: 8-2536 (842 amino acids)
Biological process (GO): regulation of transcription by RNA polymerase II; protein demethylation
Molecular function (GO): transcription coregulator activity; histone demethylase activity
Source: RefSeq, a predicted model, not a curated record